GUAAGUCAUUGAGUCAUUCAUUCUCACAUGAAUCACGAAACCGAUUUACAAAUAAAUAUCCACACUUCGCUUUCCACGCUUUCACAACACAAUCACAAAACACACAGUUUCUUAAAAGAUACUCUGUCUUUCACUUAAAAAAACACAUCAGAUCCCAAAGAUUCGAAAGCUAUGGAGCAAAUUCAAGUCGGAGAUUCGAAUUGCUGCGACAGAGGAAGUCCCCGGAUCGACGGGAUUGUUUUGGUCGGCGGAGAAUCGCCGCGACUCGAUACUCUGCCGGAAGAUUGCAUCUCUAUGGUAAUCUCUCAUACUACUCCACGCGACGCUUGCGCUGUGGCUUCGGUUUCGAAAACCGUUAAGUCGGCGGCUCAGUCGGAUUUGGUCUGGGAGACGUUUCUUCCGUCGGAGUAUGCAUCGAAGAAUUGCUCGUCGAAGAAGGAGGUUUAUCUCUCUCUCGCUGAUGAUUCCGUUCUGAUCGAUGACGGCAAAAAGAGCUUUUGGUUGGAGAAAUCUAGCGGAAAGAAGUGUUACAUGUUGUCCGCGAUGGAUCUAACAAUCAUAUGGGGAGAUUCUCCUGAUUAUUGGCAGUGGAACACUGUUCCUGAAUCUAAGUUUGAGAAAGUAGCAGAGCUUCGUGAUGUGUGUUGGUUCGAGAUUCGCGGCAAGAUAAGCUGCGGGAUGCUUUCAAAGGGGACACAUUACUCGGUCUACGCAGUGUUCAAGAGAGCAAACGAUGGAUCACACGGGUUCGACCACGUGCAUGUGGAAGCUGGAGUCGGGUUUGUGGGGAAAGAAGCUACCAAAACAUCCGUGUUUCUCGAGCCUUCCGAUAGGGUUCCCGACCUUCCUGAUUUCUUGCGAGACUCGCUCGUGCCGGUGUACGAAGGGUUUGGGGCGGGGUCAUGGGAAGAGGUUGAAGGAGAGAAGGAGGUUGUGGAAGAGCCCAAGGAGGUCGUGGAGGAGCCCAAGGAGAGAGGAGAUGGGUGGAGUGAAGUGAAGCUUGGCAAGUUUGAGAUUAACGAUGUGGGUUGUGAUGACGGUGAUGAGAUUGAGUUUACUCUUAUGGAGACUGAGAUGGGACAUUGGAAGAGUGGUUUGGUUUUCCAGGGAAUCGAGAUUAGGCCUGUGAAAGAAGAGGAAGUGGUGACUAAAUAAUCAAAAAUUUCGACAACAUCUGAUCAAAAUUGUGUUGUUUGAAAGUAUGAACAGGAGGUUUAAAGCUUCUGGACUUCAAUGUCUGGAGUUUGUUUAACUUUGGUAUGAAAAGCAAGAAGUUGUUGAACAGAAAGAAAAAAAAAAAUAACAGCAAAAAGUUGAGAGUUUAGCUCUCUCGUGUACCAUUUGUGUGUUUAAAUGCGAAGAACUUAAUAUAUGACAGAAGCUUGUUUUGCUAUUUGUGUUAGUUUUUUCUUAGUUUGUUAUUUUGGAUAUUUUCAAGAGAAAUGUAAAAAAUCCACUGGUGUAUGCAUUGUUUUGGUUCUAUCGAAAGAAUUAUUUGGUAAAGUGAAUUUGGGAUGUG
Thlaspi arvense is the source of this 1519-nucleotide messenger RNA. Lineage: Eukaryota; Viridiplantae; Streptophyta; Magnoliopsida; Brassicales; Brassicaceae. The record is from the annotation of a GenBank genome assembly.